AUGAGUUUAUUAGAAAAUCCCGAUACUAAAAAGACUUACGACAAGUGCAAAUAUAUAGUUAACGUGUGGGAACGUAGUUUUACCAAAAAGAAUAAUCGAAUUCCAUCCAAGUUAGACAUAAGAGAAGCUCCAAUAGAAGUAAGACAUGCCUACAGAAGAUACUUCCAAAUCAAAACAGCAGCCCUGGAAGAAACGUUCAUGGACGUCGAAGGCCUGGAAGAUGACGACAAUGAACUCUCAACUACAAUUAUUGAUCCAGAAUCCAACGACGACCAACAACCAACUGAUCCAGAAUCCAAUUUUCAAGGACACGAUGAUGAAUGCGCCAGUUCCAUCGACGUUUGGGGCAGUCAUUUGAAUAAAAGAAAAUCGCCCACUAGUGUUGAGAAAUGUUUAGACAAAGCCCCAUCAGAACCAGUACAAACCAUCACUAAAAAGCUGUUUCAAGGAUUCAAAUCUAAAAAACGAAAUCCUCGUAAGAGUUUGAGCCAAAAGAAAAGUAGCGAGGGUAGUUUUGUUGAAAGUCCAUCGUUUUGUUCUCAAACAGAGUCUACUGAGCUUGAAGAAUCAGCUUUUUUAAAUAGCAGUUCUAGUGAAAUUAAGCCUUCAUUUUCACUAAGUAUACUUGAUAGUAGUAGGGUUAAUAAGACAAGAAAAAUCGAUUCAGGGUGGUUGGAAAGACUUACAAACAGCACAGGAGUGACUGCAACAAAUCCAGAAUUGAGCACCAAAAUCAACUAUAGUGACGAUGACAGUGAUGAAAUCAUUGAAGGCUCAGACGAAGAAUCAAUGACAACAUCGUUUCAUGUUGCUAAAAAAAUCAAAAUUUCUGAACCAACAAAAACUAAUGACGAAAAUUCUCCCAACUUGCCCCAAAUUGACCUUCCUAUUAAAGAAGAUAAGAAGCAACCCAAAUCUAAGAAAAAAUCCCAAUCGAAAACAUCACCUCCAAUAAGAAAAUCCACAAGAACAACCAAAAACAAGGUCAGUUUGGAAGAAUUAUCCGAUCAAGAAGCAGAUCCCUUUGCUUCCGAUACCGACGACAAAGAUCCAGAAUUUGUGCUGCAACCCAAGAAAACCCCAACAAAAUUUGUUUUUGAUUCCAAAGAGAUUGUUACUAGUAAAAUAAAGAAACCUACAAAAGAAAUUCAAGAGAAACCUACAAAAGAAACUCAUGAAAACUACGAAUUAGAAUACAACGUCAAACCGCGAAUAUCAGCACCAAGAUACACCAACCUAAAAUCGAUAAUAAAAGAGAAACUCUUGGAACAACUACCCAGUGAAGAUGAAGAAAUUGAUGCCCCAAAAGACAAACGCCAACAAGCCAAGGAAAAACUGGAAAAAAAAGUUGCUUCAGGCAACCUCAACGACAACUUUGUGACAAUUAACAUCAAGAAGAAAACAUUUGUCCGUGGUAAAAAGGGCCGCAACUUUUCCAAAUACAAAAAGUCCCAAUUCAAGAGCAAACAAAAGACUUUACACGGCCCUGAUAUGGAUAUGGGUGGUUGUGAUGGAGGUAAACUGAUCUGCUUUAAUUGCGGCCAAGAGGGCCACUUUGCCCAAAAAUGCAAAGCCACCAAACAAGAUAAUCUAUUACCUCUAAAAAAUGAAGAAGAAGAAGAUUGUCCUUUUCCUACAUUGGAAGAAGCAACAAAAAUGGCUUCAGAUAGUGUUUUAAAUAUAAGAAGACCUAAACUAGAUAAUGAAGAGUGGCUUGAAGAUAGCGAUGACGACAUUCUAAUGGCUGAAGUUGAAAAACUAGAAGAGCAUGUUAAGAAGUUGGAUGUGCAAGAGUAUUUAGAUAAUGUCAAGGUUGUAAGGCCUUAUUAUCAAGAGCAUCUUACAGAGGCUCCUAAAGAAGUCGAUGAUGCUUUAUUGAAGUUUGGCCAUAAUGAAUUCAGACAAGGCCAAGAAAAGGCAAUAAUGCGCAUACUAUCAGGCAAAUCAACCUUAGUAACCCUAAGUACAGGUUCUGGCAAAAGUUUAUGCUACCAAUUACCCGCUUAUUUAUAUUCGCAAAGAGAACCAUGCAUCAGCUUAGUCAUAUCUCCGUUAGUAUCUCUAAUGGAAGACCAAGUAGUUGGUAUACCAAAAUUCCUCAAAGCUGCUUGUUUGCAUACAAAUCAAACCGAAAAUCAACGUCAGAAGAUUCUAGAAGCAAUUUCAAUAGGUGAUUUAAAUGUGUUAUUAAUAUCACCUGAAGCUGUAGUUGCCGGAGAGAAAAAGACCGGUUUUGGCUCGCUUUUUCGUAAACUGCCUCCCAUAGCUUUUGCUUGCAUAGACGAGGCCCAUUGCGUGUCUCAGUGGUCCCACAACUUCAGGCCCAGCUACUUGAUGAUUUGUAGAGUUUUAAAGGAAAGCUUAGGUGUACGCACCAUUUUAGGCCUCACUGCUACAGCCACUAAGGCAACUUGUCAAUCAAUUGUGACAUCUUUGGAUAUUAAAGACGGAAUUGAAGGAAUUAUAAGCGACGUGCCUUUGCCGGAUAAUUUAAAUUUGACAGUGUCCAAGGAUGGCAAUAGGGAUAGGGCUUUGUUAAAUUUGUUGUUGUCUGAGAGGUUUAAGGAGUGUAAGAGUAUUAUUGUUUAUUGUACCAGGCGGGAGGAAUGUGAGAGGGUGGCUGCGUUUUUGAGGACCAGUUUGAAGAGCGAGAAGGUUUUAGUGGAGAGUACUAAUAAUAAGAAACGUAAAAGAUUGAACCUUCAAGCCGAACCUUACCAUGCAGGCUUGUCAGCUUCACGCAGAAGAACCGUCCAAAACGCAUUCAUGUCCGGAGAAUUACGAGUCGUAGUCGCAACUGUGGCAUUUGGUAUGGGAAUCAAUAAAUCCGAUAUAAGAGCAGUAAUCCACUACAAUAUGCCAAACAGUUUUGAAAGCUACGUCCAAGAAGUGGGCAGAGCAGGCAGAGACGGUUUACCCGCUCACUGUCACGUGUUUUUAGACUCACGCGGUAGAGACGAAAACGAGCUGCGCCGUCACGUUCACGCAAACUCUAUAGACCGUCACGUUAUAAGAAAAUUAUUGCAGAAAAUUUUUAUACCAUGCAGUUGCAAGACUAAGUGUCCCAAACAUGAAGUUGCUUUUUCCAUUGAACAAACCAUUAGAGCUUUAGACGUACCAGAAGAAAACAUUUCUACAUUAUUAUGCUAUUUGGAGUUGCAUAAAAAUAAAUAUAUUGAACUCCUCAAUCCUGCCUACAUUCAAUGCAAAGUAAUCUCCUAUGGAGGCCCGUUGCAAAUCCGCAAAGCCUCAAAAGAAUGCCCCCCAUUGGCAAUGGCCCUAGCCUUACAUCCACCUAAACAAAACGAAGAAAACCUCUUGGAAUUUCCUGUUGUCGACGUUGCCAGCGCAAUGGGGUGGGAUAGCGGCAUUUGCAAACACAAACUGAAAAACCUAGAAUGGACCGGCCUUAACAAACGCUCAAAUUUGACAGUGCAAUUUUCCAAUUUGGGCUUUAGAUUGUUAGCACCUGGGAAUUUAACUGAUGAUGAGUUGGAUGAGGCUUUAGAUAAUUUAUGUGAGAGGGUUUUGAGUCAAGAGACUAAAGCAUUGAAGCAGCUGCAUUGUGUGCACAAGACUUUAUCUGAAGUGGCUGAGAAAAGUUACAUCACUUGCCUACAAGAAAAUACUGCUUUGAAACAUAAGAUUCGUGAAUAUUUUGAUUCAUUAGACCCCUUGGAAGAUGUUACAAUAGGAAAUUUGAAAAAUAUCAAUGAAGAUCAACUGUGCAAUGACAUACGCGCCAUGAUUAAUAUGUUUAGAGACAAUCAGUUUACUGGUAGAGCUUUGGCAAGGAUAUUUCACGGCAUACAAAGUCCCAAUUAUCCUGCCGUAAUUUGGGGCAGGUGCAAAUACUGGCGCAGCCAUUUGAACGAAGAUUUUCACGAAAUUUGCCGAAUCGCUACCAGGGAGAUUAUAAAAAUGAGAUAA
This is a messenger RNA of Ceutorhynchus assimilis (cabbage seed weevil), 3930 nucleotides long. Lineage: Eukaryota; Metazoa; Arthropoda; Insecta; Coleoptera; Curculionidae. The record is from the annotation of a GenBank genome assembly.